AAACUCCUCUUUUUUUUUUUUUUUUUUUUAAUAGUGUGGUUGGAUGCUGCUCACUUUAUGCCUGAACGACAAUAUUACAAUUUCCCCACGAAAAUUACGUCGGCUCUCCACCGGCUUGUUUGUGGCGAGGAUAAACGUCGAGUUCUCCUUCGCCGCCACUUUUGACAUCGCGGCCGAGGCUGAUGAUGGAGCGACUCAAGGAACCACAGGAGAGCAGAGACGUGAGCACCGGAGGGAUUUGCUUCAGCUGCGAACAGAUAUUUUCCAGCCAAAAAUUUCUGGAGGAACACGCGUGCCCCUUCACCAGCCACAUCUGCUCGUGCGGGACCGAGUUUGCCGUGUACGAAGACAUGAUCUGCCACAACUUCACCCACGAGCCGGGACAACAGGUGCUGCACCACGAAACGAUAAAGAAGCGUCGAUUCGAGAAGCACAUCGAAGAAGAGGAGAAGCUGAAACGCUUCAAGUCGGGCGAAGUCAUCUGGAAAGCGAUCGGCGGGCCCGCGUCGGGGAAGUCGUCGCCGUCCGCGUCGGUUUGCCCGACGAAGAUUUCAAAGCCGACCUCUCGCGUGCCGACCGUUUACCCCUCCGUGUGGUCGUCCAUUAUGCCUCGCAAAGACGGGGUCGACGUUAAGAGCAUGUUCUCCGGCGUGGGGGCGCCGACGGUGGACCUCUGGAUAAUCUACCAGCCCGUGGUGGUGGUGCAAACCAUCCGCAAGUGGAACCAGUGGAAGCCGUACACUUGCGGUAAAUGCGGAGAGGGUUUCGUCACCAAGCGAAUGCUCGUUUCGCACGUCACCACGCACAUCGCGGAUAAAAUAUGCGGCUGCGUUGGUUGCGGGCUGCUGCUCUCCAGCAGGAAGUUAGUGCCUCGCUUUCACGCCUGCAACUCCCCCACCACCACGGCCAAACUCAAACUCAUCACGGCCAGGCCGCUGAAUUACAAGAGUCCGUUUCCGGAUGUAGACUCGACUCAGAGGCCGCGCCAGUGUUCCGGCGCGGGGAACAAAAACAGUCAGGUGGUCCAAGUCACCUCCGCCCUGCAGCUGAAAAAUCUAAAUGUCCGAAACUCCGGCAGAGCCCCCCAGGGAGCUCGCGCCGUGCCUUCCCAGCAGGUUAAACGUCAGAAUUCCAUGCUAGCCGCUCCCCAGAAAAGCAGCUGGAAGCAUUCGCCCUCACCCACCACCGCGAGCUUGAAUCUGGGCCAGCCCGCGGAGACGCCCCCCGGGAUGGACGACUUCACGUGCCGGGUGUGCCACGUCCCCUUCGAAAGCGUCCAGCAGCUGCAGAGGCACAAGUGCCCCAAAGCCGACGAGUUCAUGGCCAAGCACGGGCGCAUCGGCAAGGUGAUCAAGCCCAGGCGGGACGCCGUGGCGCCCAAGGCCGGCGGCGCCCGGGUCAACGGCGAGAGAAGCUGCGCGUUCCCGGCGGACGCCAAGAAGCAGCAAGUCGCUUCCGACAAAGGGCGACGCCCCGAAAACGCGGCAACGGGAGACGACGCCGAGGACGAUUGUUACAUCGUGGAACCGGGACCAGAAAAACCAUCCGAAAUGAUCUACCAGGUCACCUCGUCGGUCCCCAUCAAAACUUGACCGGUUUGCACGUCGGAACGUUGUCCGCUUAUCUUCAUUCCAAAGGAGCAAAAUCUUUCCCCCGACACCUCGACUUUUAAAACAACAGUUACGCGUGUAUGUUCUUUUAGAUUCGAUAGAACCGAAUAUGCAUUUGAAUCUGACCCGAUCCCCCGUUUUUAUCCGGACAGAACGUCGGACUUCUCGAGUUUUCCGGUGAAUUUGCUCGUUGGUGCGUAGUUACAGAAGUCCACCGAGGUAGGUUAGAGAUGGAAAAUAUGGCACUGUAUUAUACUUGUCCUUUUUCUAAAUAUGGUUUAGCGUGAUCAGAAUGUGUUAGGAUUCAAGGAUUCACUUCUAUGACUGUUUGACUCAUUUAAAGUGAACCUUAUGUAUUAAACUAUAUUUUCAAAUUCUCACUUGUUUCAAUUUUUCCACAUUAAAUUGUCUUCGAUGUC
Molecule: messenger RNA, 2029 nt
Organism: Syngnathoides biaculeatus (alligator pipefish)
Lineage: Eukaryota; Metazoa; Chordata; Actinopteri; Syngnathiformes; Syngnathidae
Product: zinc finger protein 58-like
Exons: 2
Coding region: 183-1592 (469 amino acids)
Biological process (GO): regulation of transcription by RNA polymerase II
Cellular component (GO): nucleus
Molecular function (GO): DNA-binding transcription factor activity, RNA polymerase II-specific; RNA polymerase II transcription regulatory region sequence-specific DNA binding
Source: RefSeq, a predicted model, not a curated record